AUGUAUAAUUGUGGGAAGUUAAGGAACAUCAGCUUUCCAUUCUGGGGAGAAGAUCGUCCAAAUGAGUGUGGCCAUCCUUUGUUACAUCUCAAUUGCACAAAUGAUCAAACCUACAUAUCCAUCAAUGACAUCAAAUACAAGGUCUUGGAUGCCAACCAAGAUAACCAGACUUUGAGAAUUGCUAGAGUUGACUACUUGCAAGACCUAUGCCCAUUAAAAUUUCUCAACACCACCCUUGAUCCUGAGUUGUUUGUUUAUGGACCAAACUAUACAAAUAUUACCUUCUUCUAUGGUUGUCAUGAAUCAAAUCCUUUCCUUAAUUUCAGCCCUGGACGUUUUCCUUGUACCAUGAAUAUUGGGAGUAUCAAUGUAUAUGUCUAUACUCAGUUUGAGGCUUUAGGUCCUAGCAUGCUUUGCAAUACAAGCGUGGUUGUUCCAGUUCAAGUUACAUUAUCAUUGCUUGAUAUUGGGAAUGUAACCAAAAUACAAGGGGCACUCACAGAUGGAUUUGAAGUGAGAUGGAUAGCUGGUGUUGUAGAAUGUGAAGACUGUAAGAAAUCAGGUGGGGUAUGCGGUUAUGAUUUGAAUUCAAAUCAAGCAACAUGUUACUGCAAAUCUUCAGACUCAGGGUCCAUAACUUGUCCUUCUCCAGUUCAAGGUAAAAAGUCCAAGGUAGUAGCUGUUGGAAUAGCCUCAGGCAUUGUUGCUGGAAUUCUUCUUGGAUGUUGGGUGUACUUGCAACGAAAAAAAAGAAUUGUUGAACAAUCUAAAAGCAAGGAUCUAUUCAUUCUUCCUUCAAGCAAUGGCACUGUAAACUCAACAACUAAUGUGUCUUCAAGUAUUUCUUCUUAUCCCUCCUCCAAAUCUGACUCUGUGCAGAAGAGUUUAUACUUUGGUGUCCAUGUGUUUAGCUAUGCUGAACUAGAACAAGGUACAAAAAAAUUUGACCCUUCAAGGGAACUUGGUGAUGGAGGAUUUGGCACUGUUUACUAUGGAAAUCUCAAAGAUGGACGUGAGGUUGCAGUGAAACGCCUUUACGAAAGAAAUUUGAAACGUGUUAGUCAAUUCAUGAAUGAAGUUGAGAUUCUAGCUCGGUUAAGGCAUAAGAACCUGGUUGCACUCUAUGGAUGCACCUCUAGACAAAGCCAAGAACUUCUCCUUGUUUAUGAAUACAUACCAAAUGGAACAGUUGCUGACCAUCUUCAUGGAAAAAGAACAAAGUCAAUGUUACUUCCUUGGCAAGUAAGAUUGAACAUUGCAAUAGAAACAGCUGAGGCAUUGUCCUACCUUCAUGCAUCAGAUGUCAUACACCGUGAUGUUAAGACCAACAAUAUUCUCCUGGAUGAUAAAUUUAGUGUAAAGGUUGCUGAUUUUGGUCUCUCAAGGUUGUUCCCAAAUGAUGUAACUCAUGUGUCAACUGCUCCACAAGGAACACCUGGUUAUGUGGACCCUGAGUAUUACCAGAGUUACCAACUCACUGAUAAAAGUGAUGUUUAUAGCUUUGGUGUGGUUUUAGUUGAGCUUGUAUCAUCAUUACCAGCUGUUGACAUCACUAGGCAUCGCCAUGAUGUGAAUUUAGCUAACAUGGCUAUUAGUAAAAUUGUAAGCCAAUCACUGCAAGAGUUGGUUGAUCCAUAUCUUGGAUUUGAAAGAGACUAUGCUAUAAGACAGAUGAUAACAGCAGUGGCAGGGUUGGCAUUUAGGUGUCUGCAGGAGAUAGACAUGAGACCCUCCAUGGAAGAGGUGUUGGAGGUUUUGAGAGGAAUCCAAUAUGAAGGAUAUGAUGCUCAUAAAAUAAAACAAGUUGUGGAUAUUAUUAGAGCAGAUGAAGUUACACUUUUGCAGAAAACUCAUUAUCCCUUUUCACUAGAUUCAGUUUCUGAUAAAUGGGGUUCCUUAUAG
Gastrolobium bilobum is the source of this 1902-nucleotide messenger RNA. RefSeq names its product LEAF RUST 10 DISEASE-RESISTANCE LOCUS RECEPTOR-LIKE PROTEIN KINASE-like 1.3. The record is from RefSeq and is a predicted model, not a curated record. Bases 1 to 1902 code for a protein of 633 amino acids. Lineage: Eukaryota; Viridiplantae; Streptophyta; Magnoliopsida; Fabales; Fabaceae. Gene Ontology annotation, molecular function: ATP binding; polysaccharide binding; protein kinase activity. The transcript has 4 exons. Gene Ontology annotation, biological process: protein phosphorylation.